Messenger RNA from Arachis duranensis, 1624 nucleotides. RefSeq names its product isoflavone 3'-hydroxylase. Gene Ontology annotation, molecular function: heme binding; oxidoreductase activity, acting on paired donors, with incorporation or reduction of molecular oxygen; monooxygenase activity. Lineage: Eukaryota; Viridiplantae; Streptophyta; Magnoliopsida; Fabales; Fabaceae. The coding region runs from base 33 to 1550 and encodes 505 amino acids. The record is from RefSeq and is a predicted model, not a curated record. The transcript is spliced from 2 exons.
AAACUAAUAAUAAUAGUAGUAAUUAAGCAACAAUGGCAGCAUUGCACUUUGUCUAUUACUCCCUCCUCUCACUUGCUUUGUUGGUAUUCACUCUCAAUAAGCUCUUGUUCAGAAAAACAAGCUCCUUGAACCUUCCACCUUGUCCACCCACCAUUCCGAUAAUCGGCAACCUCCACCACCUCAAGUCCCCAUUCCACCGCUCCUUCCACGCCCUAUCACAAACCUACGGCCACAUUUUCUCCCUUUGGAUUGGUUCACAGCUUGUUGUUGUUGUCUCCUCCCAAACCCUAGCUCAACAAUGCUUCACCAAAUACGACAUCGUUUUAGCCAACAGAGCCCGUAACCUCGUCGGAAAGCACCUCUUUUACGACUGCACCAGCUUGGGCUGCUCCUCCUACGGCGAUCACUGGCGGAACCUUCGCCGCAUUGCCACCACCGAGAUCCUCUCCACGCAUCGCAUCAACUCCUUCGCGGAAACACGCAAAGAUGAAACCCUGAGAGUCAUAAAGAAUUUGGUUGAGCAAACCUGCACGGAGUUCACUAGGGUUAAAUUGAGGCCAUGGCUUUCCAAGAUCUCGUUCAACAGCAUGAUGAGAAUGAUCUCCGGGAAGAGGUACUACGGGGACGAUGAUAGCGGCAAUGACGUGGCGGAUACCGAGGAAGCCAUGAAAUUCAGGGAGACCAUCGCGGAGAUACUGUCGUUGAUAGGUGCAAGCAAGGUGGUUGACUUUUUCCCGUUACUACGGUGGUUUGACUUCGACGGUUUGGAGAAGAGGCUGAAGAGGGUUAACAAGAGUGCCGAUAAGUUCUUGCAGGGUCUAAUUGAUGAGCACCGUAAUGGGGAGCAUAAUAAGAAAACCAUGAUUGGGAAUCUCCUAACUCAGCAAAAAUUGCAGCCUCAGUACUACUCUGAUAUUAUCAUCAAAGGGCUUAUUCAGGAUAUGCUGAUUGGUGGAACGGACACAACAGCUGUGACUAUGGAGUGGGCACUGGCUGCUCUAUUAAAUCAUCCGGGAAUCUUCAAGAAAGCAAUGAAUGAAUUAGAUACCAUGGUAGGCAGCGAUCGUUUAAUAGAUGAGUCAGACAUUCCAAAUCUUCCAUACCUUCAAAACAUUAUCUAUGAGACACUUCGGUUGUACACUCCAGGCCCAUUGCUAUUGCCUCAUGUAUCUUCUGAUGAGUGCAACAUUGAAGGAUUCACAAUUCCACGUGGCACUAUAGUAUUGACUAGUGCAUGGACUAUUCAUAGAGAUCCUAAAAUUUGGGGUGAUGAUGCCGAAUGUUUUAACCCUGAGAGGUUUGAAAAAGAUGGAGAAGCUAAUAAGCUACUUGCUUUUGGAUUGGGAAGGAGAGCUUGCCCUGGAUUAGGGUUAGCGUAUCGUACAAUGGGCUUAACUUUGGGAUUAUUGAUUCAGUGCUUUGAAUGGAAAACAUUAGUAGAGAAUGAAGAGAUUGAUAUGAGGGAGGAUGAAGGAGCAGCCACACCAAAAUUAAUUCCAUUGGAGGCCAUGUGUAAAGCACGACCAAUCGGCAGCAGGAUCAAGAUAUAAUUAAAUUUAUUGUUAAUUAUAAGAUUUUAUUAUUAUAUGUUUUAAGGACAUAAAUUAAAUAUAUUAUAAGAAAA